Messenger RNA from Vigna unguiculata (cowpea), 507 nucleotides. RefSeq lists its product as uncharacterized. The record is from RefSeq and is a predicted model, not a curated record. Lineage: Eukaryota; Viridiplantae; Streptophyta; Magnoliopsida; Fabales; Fabaceae.
AUGGAAGGAAAUAUCUCACAAGUUGUUAUUCUAGUCUUUGAUGGUGAAAGCUAUGAUCUAUGGAUCGUAAGAAUGCACAUUUAUCUAGACGGGUUAGAUAUAUGGGAACUCAUGGAGGAAUAUGAUGUGCCUUUGCCUGAAAAUCUCACCAUGGCUCAAAUCAAAAUGCAAAAGGAAAAAAAGACGAGAAAGGCAAAAGCAAAGUCAUGCUUGUUUGUAGGUGUUUCACAAAUGAUCCUUAACAGGAUCAUGACCUUAAAGUCUGCCAAAGAAAUUUUGCAUUAUAUGAAAGGAGAAUAUGAAGGGAACGAGAAGAUUCAUGGCAUGAAAGUUUUAAACUUGAUAAGGAUGAAAGAGUCUGAGACGAUCAAGGAAUACUCAAACAAAUUGUUGGGUAUUGCCAAUAAGAUAAAAUUGUUGGGAAAGAAAUUUUCAGAUUCUAGACUUGUUGAGAAAAUUCUAGUGAUAAUGUGUCGGAAAGAUAUGAAGCAUAUAUUGCUUACUUAG